AAAGCCCCUGUAGCUUGGUCUGAGUGGCAGGGCUGAGAUGUUCACCCUCCCUCGUCUCUGGGAAGUGCCAGAACCCAUCCUUUCCUUUCUGUCACCAGGAGUUUGAACACUGGGACAUCCCCAAUGCUACCUCGUAAUACAUAAGGCCAGAGCCAGGGAAAAGCAACAGCUUUCUGUGAAGGACUGAGAUGAGAGGCAGCAAAGAGAAAGAACCAAGCCCCUGGGAGCAUCUGGGGAUUUUGCUCCAAGGUGCAUACCAGCAUGGCACACAUGGCAGCUCAGAGGCUCUUAUCUCCACAGCCCACUCUCCUGCCUUCAAAGUAUUUGCUAAUGGCCCAGGCGACUGGCAAAGUAAAUAACCAACCCCAACUUUUUCCGCCUACGCACAAACCUUGGGACACAGCCACUUUAAGGAGCCAGCACCGAAUGCAAAAAAACAUGCUCGUUUUCCUGCACAUACCUCUGUUUCCUUGGCUCUGCUCUGGUUUUCUGAGGCCCUGCCAUGUAUAAAGAGGAGCCAGAUGAGUCCUUUCUCCAGGCAUCAGAGGCAGUUGAAGAAGCGAGGUGCUCGAUGCGCUGGGCAGACUUGCUUGUUCUUCUGCCUGCAGCCCCACACCAUCUGGCAGCUUUCCCCUUCGCUGCUCUCUUCCGCUACCUCUGUGCUUCGGGGCGCCUCACUCCAACUGCCCGGUACAUAUUCCUCCUUGCUGGAGGAUGUCUCCUUGCUGGCACAGCCUUGGGCAGCUAUGCUGUUUUGCUCCUUAUCCCUGCUGCUGGCUCCGUGCUAGUCCUCCUCUCCGUCAGUCCAGCACGUGUCCACACCUCGGUCUUCACCCUCCAGAUGUCCUGGCAGACACUCUGCCACCUGGGUCUGAGCAGCCAGGAGCUGGACCCACAGGAUGCCAGGCCAGCUGCUGCCCUCUCUGCUAUCAUGCUGCUCACCCAGAAGGCUACGUCUCUUGCCCUGGACAUCCAUGAAGGAGUCGUGCAGCUCCAGCCGGGUCAGGGGCUCCUGCGGCAUGCGCUGCCCCUCUGCAGCUACCUCCUCUUCUUUCCAGCCCUCCUUGGAGGCCCCCUCUGCUCCUUCAGCAGGUUCCGGGGGCAGGCCGAGGCCGCGGGGGCUGCCCCCCGCCCGCUGCGGGGGGCCGGCCAGCGCUGCCUGUGCGCGCUGGCCCUGCGGGGGCUGCGGGGAGGGCUGGCGGGCUGCCCGGCCCUGCGCCUCCCGCCCCGCCUCUGGGCGCAGGCCCUGCUCCUCCGGCUGGCUUACUACGGGCACUGGGCGCUGGAUGAGGCCCUCCUGGAGGUGGCAGGCUUGGGGCCGGAGGCAGGCCAGGGAGACCUUUCCCUCCAAGACCUGUGGACUCUGGAGACCACGCACCGCCUGGCUGUCUUCUCCCGAACCUGGAACAAGAGCACAUCCCGGUGGCUGAGGAGACUUGUCUUCCAGCGCUGCCCGGCCCACCCACUCCUAGCCACCUUUGCCUUCUCUGCCUGGUGGCACGGCCUCCGGCCAGGGCACGUCUUCGGUUUCCUGUGCUGGGCUGUCGUGCUGGAGGCUGACUACCGCAUCCACCCCCUCCUCGGCGCCCACGCCACCUCCCGGGGUGCAAAGGUCUUCUACCGCGGCACCACCUGGGUCUUCACGCAGCUCCUUGUUGCCUACAUCAUGGUGGCUGUGGAGACUGAGAGCUUCUCCAAGCUCUGCCUGCUCUGGACUUCCUGCAACAGCAUCCUUCCCCUCUCCUACUGCCUCGCACUGCUGCUGCUGCUUGUCAAGAAGCCAAAGCAGAGCUGAUCCUGUCCUGGGCUGACCUGUGCAGCCAGUGGGGCAUGUCCCUGCACACAUGAGCACGCAGGGUGAGAAGUGCCGUUGCCCAAGCAAUCCCAUAUAGCAGCAUCUCCAGAGAAUGAGGCUGGCUUUUAAUCCUGGGAUAUCCCCUAGCUUUGAGGAAUGCUCUGAAGAAGGCAUGCAAGGUCAUCCAGACCACUGUGCAAGAGGGCUUCUGACAGCACUGCCUUCCCAAUGUUUGUCUUUGGGUGUCAGUCUCAGCUCACAUAGGAAGCACGCAACCUCCCCACAAAACUAAUCUGUGCUACAGAUGCACCAGUGGGCAACUGUAUCCUGCUCCUGGGACUCUGUCCUCCAUGGCAAUGGCAGGCCUUACCACCUUUCUUGUGCACAUAAACCACUGGGAGCCUGGGCACAGGAAAAGGGGCUGGCAGUCUUUCUGGGGGCAGCAUAAAAAAGAAACACCCCUUUCUGUACCCAGCAGUACUGUCAAGAUGCAUGGGGCUGUAGUGCUCCUCCAGCAAUUGCUUCUCAGCACUGUCCCUGUGGCAUGUGGACCCCAAACAGUGUUCCAAAUUGGGUGUCUCCUGCAAUACCUGCCCCCCACCACGUGGAUGAUCCCAGGGCACAAGGUCAGCUGCAUUCCCUGCCAUAUGGGGAAAAGAGAUGAUCCAUCCCCUCCACCACUCCUACAAAAGAUCCUGAGCAUGGGGGCAAGAAUGCUUGCCAUGAAAAGGGGGGCCCAUAAUAUGCUGAGGACAGCAUGGGCAAGGGGGAACUAAGCUAGCAAAGUCUCUAGACUGUGGCAUUCAGCUGAGGCUCAGGUGUCAGUUUCCCCGUAAGUAUACACAGCAGAAGCCCUAAUGCACUUCUCCAGUUCAUGCAUUGGCCUAGGACCCAAAAGCCUAGGACUGUUUAGGCUGGAGAAGAAGCAUGAGCUUCCUCACAAGGGAGGGUAUCAGGAAAGCAUGGAGCUAAGAGUUUCUGUUUAUAUCAGAGCAAGAAGCCACCCACCAAAUCUCAACGUAAUAGAGCUGGAAAUGCUACAAAACAGUGUAUCAUUGGCCUCUGGUCUGCUGGGCAUGCUGCCGCAGGACACCAGAACCAGUCUCAAGUGCCCAAACUCAAGGGAAAAACAUUUUGAUCAGGUUAACAUCCCACACCAUGCAGGCCCUGUGCCAAUAUCUGUAUCAGUGAUUGACACUAAACUGAAACUCAGCAUGCAAAAUGGAUCCAGCGUUGUUUAUGUGGGUUGGUUGGAUGUUUUGCUGCUUCUUGGGUCCAAUUGAGUACCCAUCCCAAGCCUUGCAAGCCUCUUGCCCUGCAUACGAUUUCCGCAUUGCCAGCUCAUCUUGGAUCUCUCAGGGCCAGACCCUGUCUCCUUCAGUGCUGUCCUGCAGAGCUGCCUCCAACUUCUUCCCUAUAAUCCUUGCUUAGAAACUGAAUCAUCUUUUCAUCUUAUCUCUGAAAAACUUGCUGGUCUCCUUCAGGCAGGUCCUCCAGCUGUUUCAUCACUCUGUUGGCCAUGUGAGAACACAUGCAGCAAGUGAGGGCCAGAUUUUCCAUGGCAGUCCAUGGGACAGUGGUUCCCAAGCCAGAAUGCUCUUGCCACAUAUGCUAUAGGGAAGUGGACCCAAGAGUCAGAUGCAAGAAAUCCAGUGUAUAAAAAAAAUCCCCAACGUCCACAGUUGGAGCCAUCCCACAUUCUUUCAGCAGGCAGGGGCGUGUGCAGCCUCCUCCCUAAAGGGAUAAGGGGAAAUUCAUUGCAAAUGGGUGCCCAGCCAAGGAACCAUCCCCUCCUCUCAGCAGCAACCAUUGCCAAACAGAUAAAGAAAAAAAAAAAAAUACUCCAGGUGAGAAGCCUGGAAAAGAUUCACAGAAAGUAUAUAAAGUGUUAAAAAAACCCAGGGAAUUGAAAUUUCCCUAAGAGAGCAGGCUGGAGCUGGAGGUGAAUCAAGGCUGGAAGAAAACACUCCUUAAUUUCUCCCUGUUUUAAGCCAGGAGGUGGGUAGCUCAGCUAGUGACAUCCUGUCUCAGCUAAGCUAAUGCUGGGCUUUCUUCAUGUGUCUGUCUCAAACCUACCCUUUCUCCAAGGGCUGCAGAACUGCUGCUAGGAACAGGGCAGCUCAACUCUGCCUAACAUUGGGGUGGAAAAGUAAAAGCAGCCUACAAGCUUUUGGAAAAAUCAGUUUUUCUGAGCAGCAGCAAAGCCUCUACCAAGCUGUGUGGCUGCUGUAUGUCUGGAUGGAAGGAAAGGAGCUGGUGAGAGCCAGGCCAGCUUCUCCCUCUUCCAUCAUGCUUCUUUUGCAUUGCAUCUGUUGGAGGAGCAUGUUUGCAGUACACCUAGCCCUGUGCAUUUCUAAUUUAAACACCAGCAGCAGUAAGACCCUCCCAGAUCACAGGGCAGCUGUCCUGGCCUUCCAAAUGCCAGUUCAUCCCUUGGUAACAGGGUUAAUAAAUGCUAGACGCAAGGGACAGGUGAAUUACCAGGUAAAGGGAGGGAGCUGGAGGGAUGGGGAAAGCAAAGCAACCUGGCCCUGACUUCCCCUGCAAGGCCUUGGAGGUGAAUUGGGGAUUUUCCAUUUCAUUAACUUUACAAGGGGUAAUUCCCAGCAUGCAGCACU
Messenger RNA from Apus apus (common swift), 4413 nucleotides. RefSeq names its product membrane bound O-acyltransferase domain containing 4 (gene MBOAT4). The transcript is spliced from 3 exons. The record is from RefSeq and is a predicted model, not a curated record. NCBI's taxonomy places the organism in Eukaryota, Metazoa, Chordata, Aves, Apodiformes, Apodidae. Gene Ontology annotation, molecular function: serine O-acyltransferase activity. Gene Ontology annotation, biological process: lipid modification; peptidyl-serine octanoylation. Gene Ontology annotation, cellular component: endoplasmic reticulum membrane. Bases 503 to 1795 code for a protein of 430 amino acids.